This is a messenger RNA of Prunus armeniaca (apricot), 531 nucleotides long. NCBI's taxonomy places the organism in Eukaryota, Viridiplantae, Streptophyta, Magnoliopsida, Rosales, Rosaceae. The record is from the annotation of a GenBank genome assembly.
AUGCCUCACCUGUUGGAUCUCCCGAUCGCGCCUCCUUCGAGAUUCAACGACAGCCGUCCGACGACGACAUACCCCUUUUGCCCUGUUCGCUUCUCUGCCCCCGCGAAUUCAUCUCAUCUCAUCUGCUCUUCGUUGGUUCAACCAUCUUUCCAGCUGCGCUUCAUCCUUCUGCUCAUCGCACGGUUGGUUUAUUCAUUUUUCAUGUCGAAAAUUGAGAAGGAGGAAGAUCUAAGGAAAAAGAACUGGAGUAAUCAAUAUGAGAACCCCCAGUCUGCUCAUCAAUCUGGAUUGAUACUCAAUCAAAUACAAGGCGAUUUCAAUCCCUGGAGUGGGAAAAUUAGAGUCACUUUGUGGGGCGACACAGUGAAGACUUCUGAUGUAAAAGCUUUACAAGCCUCAAAACUGUUGAAAGGUUUGAUCAUGAGGACAAAGGUGAUUUUGCAACUUCACCAAAGCAUUUUAGAGUCAAAAUCUCCAGAGAGGAGGAGAAAGAACGUAAGCCCCCUGUACGGCAGAGCUAGCAAGACCUAG